Molecule: messenger RNA, 3140 nt
Organism: Stereum hirsutum FP-91666 SS1
Lineage: Eukaryota; Fungi; Basidiomycota; Agaricomycetes; Russulales; Stereaceae
Product: threonyl-tRNA synthetase
Exons: 17
Coding region: 108-2309 (733 amino acids)
Biological process (GO): threonyl-tRNA aminoacylation
Cellular component (GO): cytoplasm
Molecular function (GO): threonine-tRNA ligase activity; ATP binding
Source: RefSeq, a predicted model, not a curated record
UCAAUCGAUUUCCGCCUCGUCUGCCACUUCACUCCUCUUCCUUCUGUCCAUAUCCCGUCCGAUUUGUAUUUACACCCCCACAAACUUUUCAUUUGACAUCGCGAGCUAUGGCGACGCAGCCUCAACCAGUUGCAUCUACUUCUGGACCGAUCCAAAUCCCUGCUCUGGAAAGCCAGCACGCGGCGGUCGGCGCCACGAAGGAGCAGAAGGACAAGAAACCGAAGGAGAAAAAAGGGAAGGAGGGAGCGGUGUCGCAGUAUCCGUUGGAGUUGCAACCUCCUCCGGAAUUCUUCGACCACCGUAUCAAAAUAUUCGAGAAACUGAAGGCGGAGUAUGACGAGCAUGUCAAAUCCCAACCUCGCGAAGAGAUCACCGUUACGCUUCCGGAUGGGAACGAGAAGAAAGCUACCAGCUGGGAGUCGAGUCCCAUGGAUAUCGCCAAGGAAAUCUCCAAAUCUCUUUCUGAGCGACUUGUUAUUGCGAAGGUCGAUGGUGAGCUAUGGGACCUUGAGAGGCCUCUGGAAAAAUCUUGCAAGGUCGAAUUACUCGACUUUGAGCAUCCGGAAGGCAAGAAGGUGUUCUGGCACUCUUCCGCACACGUUCUUGGUGAGGCCUCCGAGAGACAUUAUGGUUGUCAUCUGUGUAUCGGCCCUCCGACAGACGAAGGUUUCUUCUACGAGAUGGCCAUGGAGGACAGGACUGUAUCCAUGACGGACUACCCGUCCCUGGAGAAGGUCGCCGAAAGCGCCAUCAAAGAUCGCCAGAAGUUUGAACGCUUGGUGGUCCCAAAAGAGACCCUCCUCGAGAUGUUCGGCUACAACAAAUACAAGAAGUACCUCAUCGAGACCAAAAUCCCCGAUGGUACUUCCACCACGGUCUACCGUUGCGGACCCAUGGUCGAUCUUUGUGUCGGCCCUCAUAUUCCUCACACCGGAAAGAUCAAGGCUUUCAUGGUCACCAAGAGCUCCGCAUCAUACUUCCUCGGCGACGCAAACAACGACUCGCUCCAGCGCAUCUAUGGAAUUUCUUUCCCCGACAAGAAGCAGUUGUCGGAGUACAAGGCUUUCCUCGCCGAGGCGGCGAAGCGGGAUCACCGAAAGAUUGGUAGGGAACAAGAACUGUUCUUCUUCAACGACAUGAGUCCUGGAAGCGCAUUCUGGUUGCCGCAUGGUACUCGUAUCUAUAACACCCUCAUAGAACUGAUGCGGUCUGAGUACUACAAGCGUGGCUACCAAGAAGUCAUCUCCCCCAACAUGUACCAUUCCAAACUCUGGGAGACCUCCGGUCACUGGCAGAACUACAAAGACGAUAUGUUCACGCUCGACAUCGAGAAAGAGAAAUGGGGUCUCAAGCCGAUGAACUGUCCGGGUCACUGCCUCAUCUUCGACUCUCGCGACAGGUCGUACAAGGAGUUGCCGAUUCGGAUGGCCGAGUUUGGAAUCAUACAUAGGAAUGAGGCGAGCGGUGCGUUGACGGGGUUGACGAGGGUGAGGAGGUUCGUGCAGGAUGAUACACAUGUGUUUUGUAUGCAGAGUCAGAUUGAGGAUGAGAUCGCGGCACUGUUUGAUUUCAUGGAACAUACAUAUGGUUUGUUCGGGUUCGAGUUCAGCCUCGAGUUGUCCACUCGUCCCGAGAACUACCUCGGCGAUCUCGACACCUGGAAUGUGGCCGAAGAUCAACUCCGUAAAGCCCUCGACAAACAAUACCCCGGCAAAUGGGAGCUCAACCCAGGCGACGGCGCCUUCUACGGCCCCAAAAUCGACAUCACCAUCCGCGACGCGCUGAAGCGCUCCUUCCAGUGCGCGACGAUCCAGCUCGACUUCCAGCUCCCGAAACAGUUCAACCUCAAGUUCCGCAGCGCGGAGGAGGGCGUGCAUCCGCGACCGGUGAUCGUGCAUAGGGCGAUAUUGGGAAGCUUGGAGAGGUUUAUUGCGAUUAUUACUGAGCAUUUUGCCGGGAAAUGGCCAUUCUGGUUGUCCCCUCGUCAAGUCGUUAUCGUCCCAGUCGCUGCUCCAUUCAACGACUACGCCGUGGAGAUCCAGAGCAAGCUCUCCGCGCUCGGUCUGUGGGUCGACGUCGAUACCGGAGGAGACACGCUCCCGAAGAAGAUUCGUAACGGCGAGACGUCGCACUACAACUUCAUUCUUGUCGUCGGCGAAUCCGAACUGAACUCUCGCUCUGUCAACGUUCGGAACAGGGACGACGUCGGGUCCAAGUCGAGACAGGACGCGCUCGUCCCGCUCGAUCAGCUUGCGGAGAUGAUGGUCAAGCUGAAGACGUCGAGGAGUUUGGAGAAUAAGUUGGUUUGAGGUGUUAGAUGUGCGGUUAAUGAGUUUCCGUGUUUGGCUGUGCUUGGGUGCUUUCGGUACUGGUUUGUGUGCAAGUAGUGGGUGUUUUGCGUUGGGCGCGUUGAAGGUCGGUAGGGUUUGUACAAGUAGAAUUGAAAUACGAGAAAAGCGUGCUUCGAGAUAUUGAUCCGAAAGGGGACUUGAGGGGGAAAUGUUCAAGGAAUAUUUUACGCUUGUGUUUGUGUUCCUUGAGCGUAGCACGAUCACACCGCACGCGUCACACAUGUUUAUCACACAUGAACCCUUAAGCUAUUCCGCCUAGUUGUGACCUGAGUGACAUGAUGGCAUCGCGUUCUGUUUGGGGAAGCAUGUUGAUCUGUUCGGGAGCCAUAGCCAGGACCUGCAUGAGCAUAGCACGUUGUUCCGCAGGAAUCGCAUCCAGCGGGUUUCCGCUCGCCCCACCGGUUCCAGUACCAGCAUUAGGUCCAGAUCCCCCGCCCAUAGGCGCAUUCGGCCCCUGCAUCGGCCCCUGAGCCUGAGUCGACGGCGGUCUCCCCAUCGGUACGUUCGAAGGAGGUGGGCCUCCAUAGAACCCUCCUCCUCCUCCUCCUCCUCCAGGUCCUUGUGGCGUAUGCGGUGGAGGCGUAUGGUAGUAUGGCUGUUCAUAGUUUCCGUACUGCGAACGCGGAUCGCGAGGUGCAGGAGCCGACAUACUAGCCGGUCCUGGAGGAGGACCUCGGGGAUCAUGCGUAUGCGCGCGUGGGUCGUGGGUGUGUGUGGCGGAGAGCGGUGGCGGAGCGUGUGCGGAAGGUGGAGGGAGGGCAGAGGUCAAGAGGGUUGGUGCAACGCGAG